Messenger RNA from Vicia villosa (hairy vetch), 720 nucleotides. RefSeq lists its product as uncharacterized. NCBI's taxonomy places the organism in Eukaryota, Viridiplantae, Streptophyta, Magnoliopsida, Fabales, Fabaceae. The transcript has a single exon. The record is from RefSeq and is a predicted model, not a curated record. The coding region runs from base 1 to 720 and encodes 239 amino acids.
AUGGCAGGGAGGAAUGAUGCUGCUCUUGCUGCUGCUAUGCAAGCUAUGGGGCAGACAGUAGAGAACAUUACUCAAGACGCUGGGAAUGCACAGUUCCGCGACUUGGAACAGUUUCGGAGCAACAAGCCGCCUACGUAUGAGGGAGGUAUCCUAGAUCCUGAGGCUGCACAAAAAUGGUUGAAAGCUAUUGAAAAGAUCUUCAGGAUCAUGGGGUGCAGUGAUGAUCAGAAGGUAGCUUUUGGUACUCAUAUGCUGGAAGGAGAGGCUGAAGCCUGGUGGGACAACAGUCGUCAGAGGUUGGAAACUGCAGGUACAGGUAUUACUUGGGCGGUGUUUCGGGCUGAAUUUCUGGAGAAGUAUUUUCCAGAAGACAUUUGCAGUGCAAAGGAGGUCGAAUUUUUGGAGCUGAAACAAGGUAGCCUGACUGUUGCUGAGUAUGCUGCACGGUUUGAAGAGUUAGUACAAUAUGGUGCACAUUACAGUACUGAAGAGGCUAUGACUUCAAAGUGCUUGAAGUUUGAGAACGGGUUGCGUCCCGAGAUCAAACAGGGUAUCGCUUGGCAGAAGAUAAGAAAUUAUCCAGAAUUGGUGAGCAGAAUCAGAAUCUAUGACAAUGAUAACAGGGCUAGGAUUGCUCACUACAAGGCUGCGAAUGAGCGAAAGGGUAAGCAGAGGUUUGGAGGUACGCCGUAUAGUGCUCCAACUGACAAGGGAAAAUAG